AUGGAUUCUGAACCCCUUGAGGUGUGCAUGAGCCAGGCCGUGCAGCCCAGACCCGUGGGGACCCGUGGUCAGCUGAGUGCGGGGCAGCUGCUCACCUGAAUUGAUGCCUGUGCCUGCCUGGCCGAGGAAAAGCAUGCUGGUGUGUCCUGCAUCACAGCCUCAGUGGAUGACAUCCAGUUUGAAGAGACGGCAAGAGUUGGACAAGUGAUAACUAUCCGAGCUAAAGUUACUAGAGCAUUCAGCACAAGCAUGGAGAUCAGUAUCAGGGUCACGGUACAGGAUGUGCUCACUGGUAUUGAGAAGCUUGUCAGUGUGGCUUUCUCGACAUUUGUAGUCAAACCAAAUGGAAAUGAAAAGAUUCAUUUGAAGUCGAUAACACUCCUAACCGAGCAAGACCGUGUAGAGCACGAUCUGGCUUCCGAGAGAAGGAAGGUUCGAUUACAGCACGAAGAGACCUUUCACAGCCUGAUGGUGGAGAGUGACCCCAGUGAUGAUGAAGAGGAAGGAACUGUGUCUACAAAGGGCACCUUGGUGCAGAGCCUCGAGCUGGUCCUUCCGCCCCAUGCUAACCACCACGGAAACACGUUCGGGGGCCAAAUCAUGGCUUGGAUGGAGGUUGUGGCCACCAUUGCUGCAGGACUUCACGCUCACCCCCUCCUGAAGUCUGUGGACAUGUUUAAGUUUCGGGGACCGUCCACAGUGGGAGACUGACUUGUCUUCAAUGCCAUUGUCAACAAUACAUUCCAGACCUGUGCUGAGAUUGGUGUCCGUGUGGAGGCCUUUGACUGCCGGGAGUGGGCUGAGGGCCAAGGCCGCCAUAUCAACAGUGCGUUCCUCAUUUACAACGUGGUGGACAAGGAGGGCAAACUCGUCACCUUCCCCAGGAUCAAGCCUGGCUCCAAGGAUUAUCUCAGACGCUAUCGGGGAGCUAUUGCCCGCAAGAGAAUCCGCCUAGGCAGGAAAUAUGUCAUUUCCCGCAAGGAAUGCAUACACUGGGAUAGAAGCGAGCAGGCCUCUCUGAGUGAUGGCAACGUGGCGGCCCUCAGGAAGCUGGCAGCCAAGACGGGUUGGGAGGUGACCAGUAUUGCAGAAAAGAUAAAAAUAUACACUCUGGAAGAGCAGGAUGUCUUGUCUGUUUGGGUUGAAAAGUGGGUGUCAAACCCAGUGCAUUUGGCCUAUCGCCUCCUGUCUGACUUCACCAGGCGGCCUCUGUGGGAUCCCCAUUACACGUCCUGUGAAGUCAUAGAUGGGGUGAGUGAGGAUGACCUAUUAUACCACAUCACUUAUCCUGCAAUGAAUGGCGAUAAGCCCAAGGACUUGGUGGUGCUUGUGUCAUGAAGAAAGUCUCUCAAAGACGGGGACACCUACACAGUGGCCGUGAGGUCAGUGGUUUUGCCGUCAGUACCACCAUCCCCACGGCAUGCCAGGAGUGAGAUCAUGUGUGCUGGUUUCCUCAUCCAUGCUGUUGACUGCAGCUCAUGCAUCGUGUCUUACUUUAACCAUAUUUCUGCCAAUAUCCUUCCUUACUUUACUGGAAAUCUUGGUGGCUGGUCCAAGUCCAUUGAAGAAACAGCAGCCUCUUGUAUACGGUUCAUAGAAAAUGCUACUAACGACAGGUUUACAAGCACAUUGUAA
Carlito syrichta (Philippine tarsier) is the source of this 1635-nucleotide messenger RNA. RefSeq names its product acyl-CoA thioesterase 12 (gene ACOT12). Gene Ontology annotation, molecular function: acetyl-CoA hydrolase activity; lipid binding. Gene Ontology annotation, cellular component: extracellular exosome. The record is from RefSeq and is a predicted model, not a curated record. Lineage: Eukaryota; Metazoa; Chordata; Mammalia; Primates; Tarsiidae.